Eutrema salsugineum is the source of this 1170-nucleotide messenger RNA. Its product is annotated as putative F-box protein At2g19630. Bases 1 to 1170 code for a protein of 389 amino acids. Gene Ontology annotation, molecular function: protein binding. The record is from RefSeq and is a predicted model, not a curated record. Lineage: Eukaryota; Viridiplantae; Streptophyta; Magnoliopsida; Brassicales; Brassicaceae. The transcript has a single exon.
AUGGAAAAACAAAAGGGUCACGUCUCCAAGGAUGAGGUUAGCUUAAACACCCCUUCAAUGAACGCAUUAGGAGAAAACUCUGGUUCGAUGAUACCAACUGAUCUCAUCGUUGAGAUACUCUCGAGAUUGCCUGCAAAAUCCAUAGCCAGGUUUCGUUGUGUGUCAAAGGACUGGUCGUUCAUUCUCUGCCGUCAAAAUUUCACCGAUCUGUUCUUGAAGAUGUCUUCUGCUCGUCCGCGUCUUUUGUUCAUCUUAGAACUCAAACGUAAGUUUCUCUUUUUCUCGACACCUCAGCCCCUAAAUCCAGACCAGAACUCAUCUCCUAUAGUUCUCGAUCGUCACAUGAGUGUCUCCACCGAAGAUUCUUUUUACGGGGUUACUCGUCCUGUAUGCGGAUGGCUCUGUAGUAAAGAUAAGAAUAUAAUGAUCUGUAACCCUAGCACAGGACAGUGCAUAACUUUACCCAAAGUGACAUUAACGGACCGACUUACGGUGUAUACCUAUUUGGGGUAUGAUCCUAUUGACAAAUUGUUCAAGGUAUUGCACGUGUCCAAGGAUGGCUAUCGAGCUUUAACAUUUGAUAAUGAAGAAAUGUUAUGGAGAAUGAUCGAUUGUUCGAUUCCCCAUAGGCCAUUACCUACUGGAAAUGGCAUAUGCAUCAAUGGAGUUUUGUACUACAUAGUUAUGGGCUUAGAACAUUUUAUGGUAGCUUGCUUUGAUAUUAGGUUCGAAAAGUUCACGUUUCUAGCUGUGGACGUUCCCAUUUUGAAGGCAAAACUGAUCAAUUACAAUGGAAAAUUGGGCGCAGUUCUCCCUGCUGAUUCGGUUUCUUUUUUCGAAGGAAAUACUACAAGUUUUGAACUAUGGGUUUUAGGCGAGAAUCAGAAGUGGUCGAAGCAUAUCUAUGUAUUGCCACCAUUGUGGAGGGAUGUUGUUGGGAAUAAAACCAUGCUACACAUUGUUGGGAUGAGUGGUACAGGUGACUUUGUGUUUGCCCCAGAUUAUCAUCAAUUGGACCCCUACAUUUUCUUCUACAAUGUGGCGAGGAACACUGUCGUAAGAGUCGAGAUCCAAUUAGGAACUGAAGCUUCUAAGUCUCGCAAGAUCCACACAUUCGUGGACCAUGUACAAGAUGUGAAGCUUAUGGAAACGCUUAGGAGGAGUUCAUAG